AUGAGAUUUGGGAAAAAGGGGAAGCUUAGUCCCCGCUAUAUUGGGCCAUAUAGAAUCCUGCAAAGGAUCAGGCAAGUGGCUUAUGAGUUAGAAUUGCCACCAGAAUUAGCUGCGGUACACCCAGUGUUCCAUGUGUCUAUGUUGAAGAAGUUCAUGGGAGACCCGUCUCUGGAUGUUUCUAUAGAGAUCACAGGGGUGAAAGAUAGCCUGUCAUACGAAGAGAUUCCAGUGGCUAUUCUUGAUCGUCAAGUUUUCAAGCUGAGAACUAAGGAAAUUGCUUCAGUAAAAGUGCUUUGGAGAAAUCAGAAAGUUGAAGAGGCUACGUGGGAAGCGAAAGAGGACAUGAAGUCCAAUAUUUCAUCAGUCCAGUAUUUCGUCAGCUCAGUGUUUAUUCAGUUCAGUAGUCCUUCAGUUCAGUAUUUAUUCAGUUCAACAUUUAUUCAGCUGAACAUUCAUUCAGUUUAG
This is a messenger RNA of Lycium ferocissimum, 465 nucleotides long. RefSeq lists its product as uncharacterized. The transcript is spliced from 2 exons. Bases 1 to 465 code for a protein of 154 amino acids. NCBI's taxonomy places the organism in Eukaryota, Viridiplantae, Streptophyta, Magnoliopsida, Solanales, Solanaceae. The record is from RefSeq and is a predicted model, not a curated record.